AGUGCUUUGCAGUAUGACGGGCCGUUUGGUGGCCCCACAACCAUGUGAGAGUGUCGAGUGACCAUGAAGCAGGGCCGGCAGAGAGCUCCUCUAUGGGGGGCCCUCCUGCUCGUGCUUAUCCUUUGGGCCCGCUCCUGUGUUCCGCUCUAUGCUCAAGAAUCAGACGAGGAUAAUAAUAAAAAAUUUGGAGACAAAUGUAGGGACACUAAAGAGUGUGCUUUCGAAGGAGCCGUAUGUGAUGACAUUACCUUUAAAUGUCUUUGUAGACCAGAUUUGCCAGUAACCAAUCACAUCGAUAAAUGUGGAACACCUGCACGUGUAAACGAAAGUUGUUUUUUCAACGAACAAUGUGAAACCACCAACUUCCAAACAGAAUGCAAAGAGGGAGUAUGUACCUGUCGCUACGACAAACUGGCUGUAAUGAAGCCAGAUGGAAAAAUCGAAUGCGAAGUGGUGCAAACAAAAUACUCUCCAGAAAAAUAUAUCGACCCUGCGAUGAUCGGAAUUUUAGUUGCUAUGUUUCUUAUGUUCAUCACGAUCUGUGUGGUUCUAAGAUUAUUUAGCAAGGCAAGAUGGCGUGAAAACAGAACAAUAUUCAAUACUCCGAACCCACGCUUGAUGAAUGUAUCUCUUCUUAAAGAAAACAAACACCUCCACGAAAGGAGGGGAUCCCGUAACAGCAGAGGACCGAGCAGACAACCUAGCAUUGCUUCUUUGAGAGCUCAUUCUCCAAAUUCACAAGGGCGUUUAUUUCUAGGAUCACGUCGAGGAUCAAGAGGUAGCAGCAAUGUUUCAGCAGCAUCUACCAAGUCCAACAAGAGUCCCCCUCAAGCUCUCAAUUUAAAUUCGGCGACUACACCCAUGUUAGAGAGUGUCACAGUCGAAAUACAAGAACCCAAAGCUUAACGGCGCGGCUUUCGCGAAAUAUAAUUUAAUAUUAAGAUUAUAUAAGUUAAUUCCAAGAAAAAUGACUUCUAUUUUUGAAGUAGUUUGAGGUAACUGAAUUAAAGAAUGCAUUAGAGUUGGUUAUUUUCGGUUAUCUCAAACUCUAAAAUAUAACAAUUAAGUUUUCUUGGGGUUCUUACGAAAUAGAAUAUAGAGUACAUUUUCAGAUUCUAUAUGUAUAAAAUUUAUUUAUUACUUCGGUAGUAACGAGUGAUGUUAGGGACCAGAAGGUAACCAAUUUGCCCAGUCAUCACAUUCUUUGAAUCAAAACUAUUUUCUGUAACAUAACUGUAAAAAUUCUCCACUCAUUCUUCAUUCCAAAUUCGCAAUAAUAUAAUCGUACAAAAUUAUACUGUAGUAAUCAUCUUGUUUAUUAGUGUAUCGAGAAGCACAAUUUGAAUUAGCGGCACCAAGCUUAGUUAUAAGAAAUAAAAUGAUAUUUACUCCGCUUCACUUAAUUUUAUUAAAAUAAAAAUUAAGUUUGGUGGUAACAAAAAUACUGGGAAUAUUUUGUGAUACUACCAAAUCAAAAGCUGUGAUUGUAUGUCGGUAGCUUGUAGAAACAGUCGAGGCUCUUUUUUCGAAACUGACACCCCAACGGCAUUUUGUAUAAAUUUUCAAACAUUAAAUAUACACCAUUAAUUCGAAUUCACUGCUACAAAAUAUAGAAGAUGAAAUGUUGCUUGAUGUUUGUCUUUACACACGUAUAUUUAGCAAAUAAUAUCACUAAUGAAAAACACUUUAUUGGUAUAGAGUUUUAACAAAAGAAAUCGGUUCACAAAUACUUAGGGCUGCUUGACAUGAUGCAAUACAACGUGCAAUGCAACGCAAGACGCAAAAUUUAUUGAUAAAAAGCAUGCGCACAAGAAGUUCAGCUGAUUGUUACAUGCAAGAUCUCGCACUUGCUUCAUCAUCGGUUCUAUGCCAUUUUUAUUGCGUGCAAGCUGCAAUCUAUUUACUUUUGGCUUAACAAUUAACCUAUCCAUCAGGCUCCAAAACCACUGACCGUUUUUUCACUUCGUUACUUACUUACCUAGUUUUGUUAUCAUCAUUGUUAAACAAAUCUAGGUGAAGUAAACAAUAAAAAAGUGGCUAAUGCAUCACUGACAAUAAUUAUAUCUGCUGCUGCAUUACGAGUCAGAUGGAUAGAAAAAAGUACCCAGGCGAUGGUGGACCUGGCCCUGGCUAGAUAAAACGAGAGGAAAAUAGACGAGAAAAUAUAAAAAACAUUGUUGAAAAUGAAACAUAAUAUUACUAAGAUCAGAAACUCAUUUGUGUCUAGAAUUGCAGCUCACACGCAAUACAAAUGACACUAAACGGAUAAUAUUCUAAGUGUGACAUCUUGCAUGAAACCAUCAGCUGAGUUUCAUCUGCGCAUGCUUUUGAUUAAGAAAUAUUGCUUCUUGCAUUGCAUUGCACGUUGUUUUGCAUCAUGUCCAACGGCCUUUACAAUAAGUGAGAAAGGAAACUUGUCUUUGGCCGCGCAACCUUCGUCGUUCUGCAUCUUAUUACCGACUAACUUCAAUCUCGCGCUGAUUGAUGGCUAUUCGAUUCGUUGGAUGGUUUUUGGUUGAAUAAGGAAAAAUUUUUAUAGGAGGAAUAUUGAAGUUGGCCCUGAUAUUGUUCCUCUGCAAAGCUGGGGUGGUGGUUGUUGCGUGAGGUUGUGCUGUCCUAGCUGAAAGGAGGAAAAGCGAUCGAUCAUUGGCCAGAAGAGGCCGACAAGAGAACUCUAAAUAAGUGAAAACGGUUCUUCUCGAUUUGGUAAUAUAUGUUGUAAGCUUUUUUUUAUUUUUUGUUGAUUUUUAAUUUAAAUGGGGGCAGGCGGAUACAGCUGCGGCUGCAUUAUUCUCUAUCGUCGGCCAUUUCGCUGGUGAACUUUUUCACCAGAUUUUAGGGAAGCUGCAAAAAACCUGCAGCACCGACGAAGCACACUUUUAAUCUACUUCAAUCUACUGCUUGAUGAUCACGAGGUUAUCGUUGCCGGCAACGUAGCAUGUGCUUUUAUAAUACUGUUUUCAUUUAUAAAUUAUGUAUAAAUAAAACAACUUUUUUUAUAUAUAUUAGAGUGAAUAAACCUUUUAUAGAUUAAGUUUUUACAUAAUCACGUUAAAAAUUGGAAGCAUAAUAAACUUAAUUACUAUAAAAUAUUAAAAUAAGUUAAAUUAUAUCUCGCGGGAUCGUCAAAACGACCAACAAUGUCAAACCAUUUUUGUUGUAGGUAUUUUAGUCGUGAUAUUUUCACAUCCUGACACAAAACACGAUUUAUAUACCAUUUUUCAGAUUAUUGAAAGUUUAAUAAUAACGUUUGUUUGAGAAUAACCGAAAGAUUAACUGUCUUAUUUAGUUUGUACCAUAUGUUCAGUGUUUAUUUUAUAGGUAAGGCGUCACGCAAUAUGACGACCUUACUGAAAUGUUUAAACUACCUACAAUUUUUUUUUAAUUUUCAAUAAUUGUUUUCUGUAUAAAUAUCCUAUUGAGGACAAAUUUUUUUUGUACUCUCAAGAAAAAAUGAUAUUAUAAUAUUCAUAUGGCAAUUGAUCUAUUAAUUCAUAUAUCAAGAUUGUAACUGUCAGGUAACAUUUAGAAUGAAACGUCAAUAAUUAUUUAUUAAUAUAGACCUGCAAUUAGAUACAUACAUUCAGUAAAUUCUAAUAUUCAAUAGUAUAAUUAAAAUAAAUGAAAAUUGGCACAUUUUAAUAGCACUGACCGUGAUUUUCACAAUAGAUUUAGAAUGUAGGCAGUGAAUUCGAAUUACAUUGCCACAAUAAUAACAAAAAUUUUCACAAAUUGUUGAAGUGAGAGUGUUUUCUAAAAAGGGUCUUCUCUAUAAAAACUGGCGUGGACAGAAAGUAUUGGGAAAACUUUGUGCCCAAAUCAGUUUACAAAAAAAUAAUGCAGUAUGCCACAUAUUUAUAAACAAGAUAUGUGUCGUUUCUGUCGGAUUUCAUUGAAAAAAAUUAACUUGUAUAUGAUUAAAAAGCAAAGCUACGUUCAUGAACAUACAAAGUACAGUUAAAAUAUCAAUUUUAGUUUUUGAAUAGCUCUCUCUCUCGUUAACUACAUUAGUUUCUUUAUUAAAAAUUAGAUAUUAGGCAUUUAGACACACAUUAUUAUCAAAAUAAAAACACGAGCUUAGCUCUGCUUACUGGUAUUACGAGUUAACUAUGUCGUAUGUUUGAUAUAGUAAAGAAAUAUUUAUACUAUAGCUUAUAUCUUUAUACUCUUGUACUGUAUACCUAUGUUUCACCUACUUGCCAAUACUUUUAAUAAAAUGCUAACAAGUUUA
Diorhabda carinulata is the source of this 4231-nucleotide messenger RNA. RefSeq lists its product as uncharacterized. The transcript is spliced from 6 exons. Lineage: Eukaryota; Metazoa; Arthropoda; Insecta; Coleoptera; Chrysomelidae. The record is from RefSeq and is a predicted model, not a curated record. The coding region runs from base 64 to 906 and encodes 280 amino acids.